AUGGCAACUCAGUCAAUAUUUGGGAGCAUCAAUGGGUGCCAACUCUGCCAGAUCUCAGACCAAAAGGGUUGCAUCCAAGGAACCCAGACCUCAAAUUGAACAAAGGCGGCACCGAAGGCUCCUCCUAAAAACACGAGCAAACGCAAGAGAGUUGCACCUCCAUCCGAAUCAUCGAGCGACUCAGACCACUCGAACCACUCCAACUCACACCCAGCGGAGGACACCAGCACUUUGGCUGAAAUUCAUGGCGUUCCAUUCACGAUAUUAGAGAAACUGGGCAUAGUUGACGACGUCCGAAAAUAUCUUAGGGCUCUUAAUCUGGAAAAGUACGCGGACGCGAAUUUGACCCCCUUCAAAGGCCUUACCACCGAAUUCUUUAGCACUUUAGAGACACACGAAAAUAUGAAAUAUCUCACGUGCCGUCUACGAGGAAAAGAGCUCAAGAUCACUGACAAGGUCCUUUGCGAUAUUCUCCACUUGAAGACCACGGGUGCGCGUCAGAAGCCCGAGAAAUUUGACGUCCAUAAGAAGUGGGCUGCUUUAUCUCCUUGCAAAUCCUUUAACAAACGCGGCUCGUCGGCAGGCAAACCCGUGUGCCUUCUACCCUUCCUCAAACAAGCCCUCUGGGACACGAAGAACAAGGCGAAAAUGCGAAUUGGUUGGAACGACCUCCAGUUGGCCGACCUCGUAACUGGUGACCGCAAGCUCAAACACUAUUCGGAACGGAAGUGCUAUAAAGCUUACCAGGAUGGGUUGAAGAAAGCUGCAGCUGCGGGCUCAUCAGAACAGACAGUUGGAGGGUCAUCUCAACAGGCAACAGAAGAGCCUACCGAGCAUGCCUCAGGAGAUGAGGAACAGCCCGACCAGACCGAGUAUCAUGCACCUACACCCCCUCACGGCAGCCUAGUCACUCUACCCCAACAGGCGCCUACGUGGUUCAUUGAGUAUCAGAAGCGUCAGGACGAGUACAUGCGGGCCAUCCACGCUGAGGUUAGCUCGUACAAUGCGCGAGUUGAGGCCUACAUCACUGAGAACGACAAACGAUGGACCAAUGGAAGGAUCAACAUGAUAAGCAUGAGGCCCGUUGGGACACUUAUAAAGCGCAUGCACUUUCGAGCCUUCCCAGUUGGCACUUCACUCCCUUCACGGCGCGAGCACGCACACGGAGCCUUAACGGGCCUUCAGAAGGUCACUUUUCAUUCUCCAUGCCGCGACGAUGCCAGCGCCGUGCCUUCUUCUUCUCCCCGCGCCGCUACAACCUCCACCGCCGCGCCACGUCCACCUUCCACGCCGUGA
Molecule: messenger RNA, 1296 nt
Organism: Striga asiatica
Lineage: Eukaryota; Viridiplantae; Streptophyta; Magnoliopsida; Lamiales; Orobanchaceae
Source: the annotation of a GenBank genome assembly